CCAAAACUUUUAUUAGUUUUUCAUUGUCUUAAUUUUCAUCUCUUUGUCAUGUAAAAAGAAAACACAUAAAAAAAGUGAUCUAUAGAAGCGAGUUUUUAAUACGACAACAUUUUUCAAUGUCUAGAUCUACUAGGAGAGGAGUUUAGGACAAACAGAAAGGCAGUUCUUGCAAAGAUUCCUUAGUUUUAUGAUACUACUGCUUGAAUUUUAUUUAACUACUUGAAGCUGCUUUUCACUAUUGAAACCGACUCUAAACAGAAACAGAAUGUGGCUUUGUCGGUAGAUUGCUUUAUAGUCAGCAAAACCCACUUUCUGUGCUUUCUUUGUGGGAGAAAGCUGUCCAUUUUUUUUUUCUUUUGGGAAGCAAUCCUUUCUGUAACAAAUAAAAGCAAAAACUUUUGUUUUGAGUGUUUGGUGGAAGGGAAAUGUUGUGAAACUGACCUGGGUUGGGGUGGGUUCUUCCUCAUAAUAAUCAAUUCUCAAGUAUUAUUAUUUUUCCCUGACUUUAAAAAAAUACAAGUUGCCUUUCUCUGUUUGGUAACUAAAAACUCUUUUUAGUGAGGGUUUGGUUUUUAGAUUAAUAGGAUAUACGACAGUUCAUUGCCUUGUCACCAAAAACGCGUAGAGUUCCCCAGCUAGAUUUAUUCCCUCUUCAUUGUUUAUGGUUUGCUUAGUGUAGCAACCAGAUCUGGCAUUUGGUUUUGUACGAAACGCUAAACCAAACAUUCUUUGCUGGGAACUUGACCUUCGUUCACUUCCUUGUCUGCUGUCAUCUUUCUAAACUCAAGUGUCUUUGUUUCUGCUUAAGGAUCUGCAAUUUGGAUGUGGUGCUUUUGUUUUUGCUGGAUCUUACACUGACAGUUUGAGUUGUUCACUGCAGGUGAAUUUCAUAGUGGGUUUUGAUUUGAUAAUUAAGUGAAUUGGAAGAAGGUGCUUGCAGUUUUGAGAUCUGUGGGGGUGGGGAGGGGGGAUCUUGUUCUUUGUGAUUGAGUGGGCAACAAUGGGUUGUUGAGUUUGGGAGGGCAUUAAUUAACCUUGUGGGGUGGUAGGAUAUGGCAUCUGGAGCAGGCAGGCGUCGUGGUCAUGAACUGGUGCCUCUGGCAGCAUUAAUAAGCAGAGAGAUGAAGAAUGAGAAGAUGGAGAAGCCAAGUGUGAGAUACGGUCAUGCCGCUCAAUCUAGGAAAGGAGAAGAUUAUUUCUUGGUUAAAACGGAUUGUCAACGAGUGCCUGGCAAUCCUUCAUCUACCUUCUCUGUUUUCGCGAUCUUUGAUGGGCACAACGGUAAUGCUGCAGCAAUUUUUACUAGGGAGCACCUUUUGAGUCAUAUAUUGAGUGCUGUUCCUCGUGGCCUUGGGCGGGAGGAGUGGUUUCAAGCUUUACCUCGAGCAUUAGUUGCCGGAUUUGUGAAGACCGACAAGGAAUUUCAGAGUAGAGGUGAAACAUCGGGUACUACUGCUACAUUUGUAAUAAUUGAUGCAUGGACAGUGACUGUUGCUUCUGUUGGGGAUUCUCGUUGCAUUUUAGAUACUCAGGGUGGUGGAAUCUCUACCUUAACCGUUGAUCACAGACUUGAAGAGAAUGUGGAAGAGAGGGAACGCGUCACUGCUAGUGGGGGUGAAGUUGGGAGGCUUAGCAUUGCUGGUGGUGCCGAGAUUGGUCCUCUCCGAUGUUGGCCAGGAGGUUUAUGCCUGUCUAGGUCAAUAGGAGAUAUGGAUGUUGGAGAGUUUAUAGUUCCCAUACCUUAUGUAAAGCAAGUAAAGCUGUCAAACGCUGGUGGGAGGCUUAUAAUUGCUUCGGAUGGUAUUUGGGAUGCCCUAUCAUCAGAAAUGGCUGCAAAAUCUUGCCGUGGAUUGCCAGCUGAACUUGCUGCUAGACAAGUUGUUAAGGAAGCAUUAAGGACACGAGGGUUAAAGGAUGACACAACCUGCAUUGUUGUCGACAUAAUUCCUCCUGAGAAUUCACCACCGCCUUCUCCUCUUCCCAAAAAGCCUAACAAACUGAGAUCUUUCUUAUUCAGGAAGAGCUCUCGUGAUUCUGCCAAUAAACUAUCAAAGAAGCUUUCAGCUGUUGGUAUAGUUGAAGAGCUGUUUGAAGAAGGCUCAGCAAUGCUUGCCGAAAGACUAGGAAAUGAUGAGGGUGCAGGGCAAACAACAUCUGGGAUAUUCACAUGUGGUGUAUGCCAAGUCGACCUAGCUCCAAGUGAAGGCAUCUCAGUUCAUGCAGGUUCCAUAUUCUCGACCAGCUCAAAGCCCUGGCAAGGGCCCUUCCUUUGUGCUGCUUGCCGUAAUAAAAAGGAUGCCAUGGAAGGAAAACGUCCCAGUGGAGUAAAAGUGGCUUAGCUUUUCUAUUAUUAUAAUAUAUAUUUGCCACCUUGUUCUUCAAUUCUAAUUCUUUGAUAGCAAUCCUUUUUUUUUUCCUAGGUUAGGCAAUUGUUUUAGUCCUAUAUUAUGUGCAAAUGUAUAUGUAUUCCCACUUAAUAAUUUAUAAUCUAAUAAUAUAUAUAUAAUAAAAGCAUGGAUGCAAAAAUUCUUUGUUGAAA
Messenger RNA from Gossypium arboreum, 2539 nucleotides. RefSeq names its product probable protein phosphatase 2C 15. Lineage: Eukaryota; Viridiplantae; Streptophyta; Magnoliopsida; Malvales; Malvaceae. Bases 1053 to 2339 code for a protein of 428 amino acids. The transcript is spliced from 8 exons. Gene Ontology annotation, biological process: protein dephosphorylation. The record is from RefSeq and is a predicted model, not a curated record. Gene Ontology annotation, molecular function: protein serine/threonine phosphatase activity.